Messenger RNA from Myripristis murdjan (pinecone soldierfish), 5150 nucleotides. RefSeq names its product spondin 1b (gene spon1b). The record is from RefSeq and is a predicted model, not a curated record. Gene Ontology annotation, biological process: cell adhesion. Gene Ontology annotation, cellular component: extracellular matrix. Lineage: Eukaryota; Metazoa; Chordata; Actinopteri; Holocentriformes; Holocentridae.
CAAGUCAAGGAGACAGCGUCUGUGUACUCGCACUUGGUUAUUUCCCGGCCCCCCGCUGACUCCGGCCCCCCCUCCCUCUCCACACGGCUGACAGAUCUGGGAACAGCUCUGCCCCGCUCAGCAGCGCUUUACCGUGGUGCGCCCCAGACGCGCUCUUCAGUUCAGGAUGGACUCGUCUCCGUCUCCUUCCCCUCACCUUUCCCACUGACUGUCAGUGACGCUGCGCAGCCCGCUGCUGUACUUUGGUGGGAUCUCGGAGUUUUGCGCCAGGAGCUAGAACUGAUUCUCUGUCCGCUCUUUCGCCUUCCCAGAGGGCUUUUUUGGAUUGCAUUACCACUGUUCCGACGGCUUGCUCCGAGAUGGGAAUGUAUAUACAUUUGCUGCUCUUGCAGUCUUUCGUCUCGAGUUUUGUGUGCAACGCCGUCGCUUUCGUGGAGGAGCCCUCCGCUGGCAGGUCGGACGGGUACUGCGGGAGGAUCCUCCGGGCGCAAACCCAGGGGACGCGGAGGGACGGCUACCAUGAGUUCAGACUCAGAGUGGAAGGGGACCCGGAGACCUACACCCCCGGGAGCACCUACAGAGUGAUCCUUUUGGCAUCCAGCCCUGCUUAUUUCAGAGGCUUCACCCUCAUCGCACUGAAGGAGGGCAGAGAGGGCACCACCGACGAACACUACGCCGGGCAGUUCCAGAUCAUCGAUGAGGAGGACACGCAGUUCAUGACCAACUGCCCCCCUGCAGUGACGGAGAGCACGCCUCGCCGACGCACCAGGAUACAGGUCCUCUGGACAGCGCCCCCUAGUGGCAGCGGCUGUGUCAUACUGAAGGCCAGUAUUGUCCAGAAGAGAAUCAUCUAUUUCCAGGAUGAGGGCUCUCUCACCAUUCGCCUCUGCGAGAAAGAGUCUGUGUAUGGUGAAGCUACCAGUAGCCCCGCCUUGGAGUGCUGUGCCUGUGGAACAGCCAAGUACAGACUCACCUUCUAUGGCAACUGGUCUGAGAAAGUACAUCCUAAAGACUACCCAAGACGAGCCAACCACUGGUCGGCUCUGAUCGGCGCGUCCCACUCCAGAAGCUACGUGCUGUGGGAGUACGGAGGUUACGCCAGCGAGGGAGUGCGCCAGGUCGCUGAACUCGGUUCCCCUAUCAAGAUGGAGGAGGAGAUUCGACAGAAGGGAGAUGACGUGCUGACUGUCAUUAAAACUAAGGCUCAGUGGCCGGCGUGGCAGCCACUCAACCUACGAGCAGCACCAUCAGCAGAGUUUUCGGUGGACCGGACGCGGCACCUCAUGUCCUUCCUCACGAUGCUGGGGCCCAGCCCAGACUGGAAUGUGGGCCUGUCGGGAGAGGACCUCUGCACCAAGGAGUGUGGUUGGGUCCAGAGGCUGGAGACGGACCUCAUACCCUGGGACGCCGGCACUGACAGUGGUGUGACGUAUGAGUCUCCCAACAAGCCCACCAACCCUCAAGAGAAGAUCCGACCGUUGACGAGUUUAGACCACCCUCAGAGCCCCUUCUACGACCCCGAGGGAGGGCCAAUAACCCCUGUGGCCCGGGUGCUGGUGGAACGCAUUGCUAGGAAGGGAGAACAGUGUAACGUGGUGCCAGACACAGUGGAUGACAUCGUGGCUGACAUUGGACAGGAGGAGAAGGAGGAAGAUGACACUCCAGAGACGUGCAUCUACUCAGGCUGGUCUCCCUGGUCCGCGUGCAGCAGCGCGACCUGUGACAAAGGCCGCAGGAUGAGGCAGAGAAUGCUGAAGGCCCAGCUGGACCUCAGCGUGCCCUGCCCACACACUCAGGACUUCCAGCCCUGCAUGGGCCCAGGAUGCAGUCUGGAGGAGCCGUCAACUUGCAUGAUGUCAGAGUGGAUCAGCUGGUCCGCUUGCAGUGUCUCCUGCGGGAUGGGCAUGAGGUCUCGGGAGCGUUACGUCAAACAGUAUCCUGAGGACGGCUCCCUCUGCCAGCUCCACACCGAGGAGACAGAGAAGUGUAUAGUCAACGAUGAAUGCUCCCCCAGUAGCUGUGUGGUGACUGAGUGGGGGGAGUGGGACCCCUGCAGUGUCACCUGCGGGUUAGGCAUGAGAAGACGUGAACGCAUGGUGAAGAUGCCUCCCAUAGAUGGAUCUAUGUGUAAAGCUGAGGUGGCUGAAGUGGAUAAAUGUAUGAUGCCAGACUGCCACACCAUACCGUGCAUGCUGUCGCCGUGGUCCGACUGGAGCGAGUGCAGCGUGACGUGCGGGAGGGGCGUCCGAACACGCCAGAGGAUGCUCAAGUCCGACCCUGCAGAGUGCACCGAGGAACUGGAGCAGACGGAGAAGUGCAUGCUGCCCGAAUGUCCCAUCGACUGCAUGGUGUCGGAGUGGUCGGAGUGGUCGGAGUGUAACAAGUCGUGCGGUAAAGGGCACACCAUUCGAACCCGCAUGGUCAAGCUGGAGCCGCAGUUUGGGGGCAGCCCCUGUCCCGAGACCGUCCAGAGGAAGAAGUGCAAGAUCAGGAAGUGCCGGAAAAGCAAAGGAGGAGAGAGGAGGAGGUGGAGGAGGAGGAGGAGGUGGGAAGAGAAGGAGAAGGGGCAAGCAAGGGAGAGAUGCAGCGGUUGCAGGAUGCAGCCGUGGACCAGCUGGACGGACUGUACCAAGCCCUGCGGAGGGGGGAUCCAGGAGCGCUUCAUGUUGGUGAGGAAAAGAGUGAAGAGCCCACCGCUGACCAGCUGCAAGGACAGGAAGGAGAUCCGUGCCUGUAACGUACAUCCCUGCUAGGGGGCACUACUGAGCCAGGGGCACGGGGAGGGAGGGAGGUUAAGUAUACGCUUAUAAGUUUUCAAAACGUGGUUUAUAUGAUGAAGCUGAUGGGGAUGUACUUGAAUAUAAGAGUGGCUGAGGAGUAGAGAAAGAGUCGGUUUGACACCAGGGAGUAGGGAAGAAGGCAUGGAGGAGGAGGCGAAUCGCUUAAGGGAGAGAAAGGAGGGUGGAGAGGAAGGGGUGAGGAGGUGAAGAGAGAAGCCAGGAGAGGAGGACAGGAUGGCAAUGAAGACGAAACCCAGAAGACAUAAACGGACAGGAGGAGAGGAUGAUGUGCUGUCUAGUGAAGCCAUUGUAGACAUUUAGUAGCUGACAGGGCUGACAUAACUAUUGACCAAAAUGGAAGUACUGGAGUAACGUCUGUGUCCUGCAAAAACAUCUGAGUUUCAACAAAAUCAGACCAGUUUACCAUUGACAGACACACAUUUUUUUAACAUUUUACAAUGUAUUUUCAGUUUGAGUCCUGGAAACAUAUAAACUGGUCACCAAAAAUGACAAAUUAUCUAAACUGAAGAUGUAGGAUUUUUUUUCUCUUUUUUCCUUUCUUUUUUUUUUUUUUUUUUUUUUUUGCAAGACACAGAUGAUAACACAGCAAGUUAGGAGUCUUAGACCUAUGGAUGUAUAACUAUUAUCUAACCGACACUUAUAAAAUGACACUACUAGGCCUAUGUAAUUAGUCAGAAACACUUUCUCAAAUACACAGAUAUAAAAGGAGAUGGUUUAUACUGUUAUAAAUUAGUCUUUAUAUACUGUACUGCUGUUUAACUGUUGUUUCAGCUGAUGUAGCACUAAUCUUAUGAUAGCCCUCUCUCACUCUGUCAGAACAUUUCAGCAUGUGUAAAGAUGAUCACUUUUCUUUCGACAUUAUGCUUUCCCCGUCGUAGCUGUCGUCUUUCAACAGACAGAAAAAUGACUACGUAUGCCAUUUGCCGGUUCCUGGAAACACAUACGGAGCCACAGAGGUCCCCUUUUACACAUGUGCUGCAAUAUGUUGUCGGUUUGUAGUUCCACUCGGAAAAGAAAUUGUUUGGGAAACUGCAGGACGGAGCAGCUGAAAAACAGCAAACACGUUCUUGAGGCCUCAGUUACAACCCAUCUUACUCCCAGUGUGGCUCCUCUAAAGUUCUGUCAUUUUCAGGGUGGGGAACUCUGCCAGGAAGAACAACCCUUUUUCAAAAUUCACCAUCUUUUCCUAUGGUUUUGAUGUAGUAACCACAGUUUCACAACGAUUCACAAUGAUUACCAUACUCCUAGUCAUGGUAUUACCACUGUUUUGCCAUGGUAGUUAAAGGCAACCAUAACCUUAGUACUACCAUGUUUUUUAAAAGAUAUUGUAUGGUAAAUAUAAUUAAUUGUUAGUACUACGGUAUAAAAAAUAGUUUCACUUUUUUGCAAUGGAGGAACAGCUAUUAUGGUAGUUAUGGCUAGUGCUGUGUACCAAAAUGCACAUUAUGAUUCACAUUAUACAAGUGCUCAAAAUCACAAAACUAUGAUUUUCCCACCGAGCAACAUAUUAAACAAAUUAAUCAAACUUACAGUAUGUUACAAGAGGUUCGCAUUAUGAAGCAAAACAUAUGUCUAAGUAUAGUUUUUUUAGACUGUAAUAAAGCCUGUAUACUGAGAUUACUGAGAUUACUGAGAUGCUCCUGAGAUUGCAAGUUGAUUUGACAAGUGUUAUCUGCAUUCUGACGACCCACUCGAGUGUUGAGUCAACACUAUAUUUGAUGUCAGUCUUCUGGAUAGAGAGUCCCACCACCCUGAGCGCUGGGAAUAAGGGUAAGCCGGGAAUUUGUUACAGGGGAACAGCAACAAAUAGGCCUUUUCCUACAUCGUAUUUACCACGACACUUCACACCCACCCAGAGUGACUCCACACAAACGAGCACUCUUCCAUGUUACAGAGUAGUGUUUUUAUUUAAUGUAACACUUAUUUGACUGUAAUCAAAUCUUGUGAGUUAAACUAUUCCAACGUAAUUAACAGUAGAGCUUUAUACUAACCCGGUUUGGUAGAGAAAAAUGCUCAUAGGACAAAGAUGAGGCACUCCAAGCUUUAUUGCUUAUCAAGGCGAAAUGUGUUGUUUUUAUUGCAUUGUCAUGAUGAAAGUGAUUUGUAGACAUUACCUGUUUUUUUUUUCUGGGGGAGUGGGGAUUAGGUAGUCAUUUAUCCUGAAAUGCGUUUUUUUCCCUUGUAUUUUGAUAAGUAUGUCAUUUCUGAAGUCCUCUUUAGAUGUUCUCUCCCUCAUGCUUUCUGUUUUAGGCUUAUCUCUCUCUCUAUUUUAUUUCUUUGCUUCUGUAUCACGUGACUAUUUUGUAAUAAACCACCUUUACAAUAAAAGAGUAAAUGUGAAAAACACAA